AUGUUGAACCCCAAAGCAUCGCCGGCCGCCAACGAAUUCCGAAGCGACACCUUUACCACUCCAACACCAUCCAUGUUGGCAGCUAUGACGACCGCAUCGUUCGGAGAUGACGUGUACCAAGAAGAUCCCACCACCAUCAAAUUUCAAAAAGAAAUCGCACGAUUGACGGGAAUGGAAGACGCCCUGUUCAUGCUCUCUGGAACCAUGGGCAACCAGAUCGGAGUCCGCGUUCACCUCAACCAACCUCCACACUCGGUGCUGUGCGACUACCGCGCGCACGUCUACGCCGAGGAAGGGUCUGGGUUGGCGGUCUUAUCUCAAGCCAUGGUGACGCCCGUACAUCCAGCCAAUGGUCUAUUCUUGACUUUGGACGAUGUUAAGAAGUGGACCGUUCUGGGAGAUGAUAUUCAUACGGCGCCGACGAAAGUGAUCAGCCUCGAGGUGACCAUAGGUGGAGUGGUAACUCCUAUUGAAGAGAUCAAGAGGAUCUCAGAGUUUGCGCAUGCCCACGAUAUCAAGGUUCAUUGUGACGGGGCUCGCCUGUGGAAUGCAUCAGCAGCUACUGGUCACUCUUUGGCUGAUUACUGUCAGCAUUUUGACACUGUGUCCAUGUGUGUUUCCAAGGGUCUCGGGGCACCAAUUGGUGGAGUUCUUGCUAGCACCGAGCACAAUAUCAAGCGGGCUAGGUGGCUGAGAAAGCAGAUGGGGGGCGGCAUUCGACAGGCGGGUGUUUUGACGGCUCCAGCCUUGGUUGCUCUAGAGGAGGUCUGGCCUACAAUGCAAGAGACGCAUGAAAAGACGAAGAAACUGGAGAAAGAUCUGGAGGCGUUGGGUGUUGUGCCUCAAAUCCCGGUUGAUACGAAUUUCUUUUUCAUCGACGCGAAGAGGUCAACCGUGGAUAUGGGGAUUCUGCUGGAGCAAUGUGAAAACUUCAAUGUAAAGCUUAUGGAUGAGCGGAUUGCUUUGCAUCAUCAGAUCAGCGACGAGGCAAUUGAGAAUCUCAAAGCUGCCAUUGCUGAAACUGUGAGGUUAACCAAAGCUUUACCCCCAGACCAUAUCCCCAAGGUUCCGUCGGGUGGAUAUGGGAGUACCUCGAAGAUGAAUGAAUAUAGUUAG
Messenger RNA from Penicillium daleae, 1116 nucleotides. RefSeq names its product threonine aldolase family protein. NCBI's taxonomy places the organism in Eukaryota, Fungi, Ascomycota, Eurotiomycetes, Eurotiales, Aspergillaceae. Gene Ontology annotation, molecular function: L-allo-threonine aldolase activity. Bases 1 to 1116 code for a protein of 371 amino acids. Gene Ontology annotation, cellular component: cytosol. The transcript has a single exon. The record is from RefSeq and is a predicted model, not a curated record. Gene Ontology annotation, biological process: glycine biosynthetic process; L-threonine catabolic process.